Molecule: messenger RNA, 745 nt
Organism: Lutzomyia longipalpis
Lineage: Eukaryota; Metazoa; Arthropoda; Insecta; Diptera; Psychodidae
Exons: 2
Coding region: 160-588 (142 amino acids)
Source: RefSeq, a predicted model, not a curated record
AGUGAUCACUUCACACGAUAUAUCACUUUCACUGCGGCCUAAGAUCUCGCGCGUGGAGUUUUGCACACCAGAGUUUCGUAACCGUUUUUUCGGUUUGAGGAUCAACCAUUAAAAAAAAAUAAAGGAUAAAUUUAUUUUUCUUUAUCAAGAAAAGGGAAAAUGAAGGUGUUGUGUGUGAUUUCCUGCUUGGUUGCCAUUGCCUUUGCGGCUGACACGAAACCCGCUGCUGGUGAAGAAGGAAUUAAAAUUUACAAACGCCUUAUUCCCGCCGAUGUUCUCAGAGAUUUUCCCGGCAUGUGUUUCGCAUCAACAAAAUGCGCCACCAUAGAACGUGGUCAAUCAUGGGAUUUGGCACCUUUCUGUGGACGCUCAACAUGCGUAGUGUCAGACGAUAAGGAACCUAAAUUGCUAGAACUUGUGGAGGAUUGUGGACCACUACCGUUGGCCAAUGACAAAUGUAAAUUGGAUACGGAAAAGACCAACAAGACAGCCCCAUUCCCACACUGCUGUCCCAAAUUCACAUGCGAAGAUGGUGUUAAGUUGGAAUAUCCAGAUUUCAGCAAAGGACAAGAGGAACCCAAAAAUUAAAUUUAACUCCCCCUCCCUUUCUCCUGCCCCUUCGCCCCCUCAAGACACCCUAUGUGGCCCUUGACUCACCCCUCCCCCCUUACUUUUUUUCAGACAAUAAAAAUUGUACACUUCCCCAUUCUAAUUAAAUAAAAAAAAACGUCUAUUUUAUUGUCUA